AGGAGGCUUUUGAGAAGCUUCACCAGUUUCUGAGAGAUGAAGAGAAGGCCAGACUAGGUGAGCUUCGGAAGGAAGAGCAGCAGAAGAGAGAUACUAUGACCACAGAAAUGAAGAUCAUUCACGACCAAAUCUCAUCUCUUACAACGGGUAUCACUACUUUGGAACAAGACUUAAAGAAGCAGGAUUUGCGCUUUCUGAAGAGCUACAAAAACAUCCAAAUGAGUUGUAUAGCCCAGCUGCAGUGCACACCACAAGAUCCUAAAAUAUUAUCGGGAGUGCUCAUAGAUGUGGCCAAACACCUGGGUAACCUCAAGUUCAGUCUGGGAGAAGAUGCUGGUGAUUGCUAACCACACUCCUGUGAUUAUGGACCCCAACACUGCUCCCAGCUUUCUCACUUUGUCUGAUGAUCUGACCAGUGUGCGAAACUCAGGCACGCAGCAGAUGCUGCCAGAUAAUCCAGAGCGAUGCACAUUUAACGCAAAKAUUUUGGGUUCUGAAGGGUUCAACUCAGGAAACCACAGCUGGGAGGUGGAGGUGGGGAACCACCCCAGCUGGAAUUUGGGUGUGGCUAAAGAUUCAAUCAACAGAAAAGAUAGGACAUUCGCAAAUCCUAAAUAUGGAAUCUGGGCUAUAGGUUUAGAAAACAGUGAGUAUACAGAUCCAGAGGCUAGGCUUCUUGCUCUGAAGAGGAGACCCCAAAGGGUUAUGGUGCAACUAGACUACAGUGGAGGGGAAUUGUCCUUCUAUGACCCCCGUGACAUGUCAAAAAUCUACACUCACAAAGACACAUUUAAUGAGAGACUCUUCCCAUACUUCUCUAUUGGAAAAUGUAAAGAUGCCAGUGAACCUGGAUUCAUCCAGAUCUGCCCCUCAAAGGUGUCUCUAAAAGUGAUGUUAUCGUAAAUUUAACAAGGAAUGUUUCAUAGAUAAAAGUAUCAUAGAAAGCCUUUCUAGUGGGAUAUGGUAUGUCAUUCCUCGUAGAGACUGAAUAGAAAUGUUCAUGAAAGGUAGUAUUUCAUAUUUAGUAGAAAUUCAACAAAUACAUAAUUUAGAGUCAGUGAGGAAUAUAUCAUGAACAUGUGGAUAUUCAAAUAUACAGAGUUGGUGUCAUAUUAGUAUGCUAAUUCAACUUUAAUGACAAUCUAAUCUACUUUAAUGACAAUCAAAGGGCAUGUUAUGAAACCCUUAUAUCAAUUAUUAAAAUGUAAUAUUUAAAUUGCUGCGGGUAAUGAUUGACUCUUCUACCCAGCUCGGCUUUUAGCUGUAAAGCUUUUGACACGUAGCGGUAAAGUUAUUGUAACCUUUUCUUGAUCCAAUUCUUCCUUGUGUUCUCAGAAAGGAGGAUGUAUACGUAAGGCAAUCGUAACACAUUUAUGAAAGCAAUCAUAAUAAAGCUUUGUGUUGAAAUAAUCUGACUUGAGUUAUUGUAGUACCGGAUUCUAACACCAGAGGAGGCCUGUCUACCAUUGGAAGAAGUUUGUCCUAUUCUCUGGCCUACUAUCCGAGUGUUAGUCUGCUACUGGCUAUCCGUAAAUGUAAAAAAACAAGAAAAUGGUGCCG
Molecule: messenger RNA, 1560 nt
Organism: Salvelinus sp. IW2-2015
Lineage: Eukaryota; Metazoa; Chordata; Actinopteri; Salmoniformes; Salmonidae
Source: RefSeq, a predicted model, not a curated record